Molecule: messenger RNA, 2455 nt
Organism: Polistes canadensis
Lineage: Eukaryota; Metazoa; Arthropoda; Insecta; Hymenoptera; Vespidae
Product: adipocyte plasma membrane-associated protein-like
Exons: 4
Coding region: 404-2455 (683 amino acids)
Biological process (GO): biosynthetic process
Molecular function (GO): strictosidine synthase activity
Source: RefSeq, a predicted model, not a curated record
UUAAUGACACAACAGUUCGCAUUUAUUUGUUUUAUAUAUUUACACAAGACUUAUUACACAGGUGCACGUGUGUCAAACGGAAAUCAAUUUAAUUAAUACUUCCGUCAAUGUGGCAGGUUUAAAAAUAUCUUGCUUAUGAAUAGUAGAUUUUUAUGAGUUGGUAAAUGUCGUAUCGCCAUUAGUCUACGGUAUGCCGUUAUUCUGAACGAUUAAAGAAACAGUUAGAUAAAUUAUUCUUUCUUUUAUUCUUAUUUGAUUGGCUUAAGAAGAGUCUACGAACGAAUGCUGUACAAUAAAUCGUUUUUUAAGAGAAAAAAGUAUAUCGUGCCAAUCAUUGUAAAAUUGUGCAAUUUUUCUUUUCUCUGUUUUUUUCCUUUUGUUUGCUUUUAUUCUCAUUUCUGUAAUGGGGUACCUUAAAACAUUAGGUACUGUUUUCGUUUAUAUUUCACUUUUAUUAGCUAUAAUUACGUUUUUACCCGGACUUCCACCAGAUGCUACAUUUUCUGAAUACAGUAUAAAACCAUCUACUAAACUAAGUGGAAAAUUAGAUAUUAAUAAUCGUUUAAAUGGAGCUGAAUUAUUGCACAUUGGAGAGUUUAAAGGUCCAGAAACCUUUGAUUCUUAUAAUGGAGAAUUGUAUACUGGCUUGGAAGGUGGCUACGUUGUUAAAAUUAAUGAAAAAAAAGUGGAACCUUUUGUAGCACUUGGAGGAGUGUGCAAUCAAAUCUUAAAGUAUCACGAGUGUGGUAAAAUAUUGGGCUUAAAGUUUGAUAAAAAAGGCAAUUUGUACGUUAUUGAUACUUAUAAGGGUAUUUUUAAAGUUGAUCCUGAAGGAUAUUAUCAGCUAAUUAUAGACAUAUCUAAGCCAAUAAAUAAUAAAGUUCCAAAACUACCUAAUAGUUUAGAUAUAGCAGAAAAUGGUGAUGUAUUUUGGACAGAUUCUAGCACAGAUUUCCACUUGUACGAUGGUCUAUUUUCUACAUUUGUCAAUCCAUCUGGAAGACUUAUUCGAUAUAAUGCAGCUACGAAGACCAAUGAAGUAUUAAUUGAAAAUCUGGCGUUUGCAAAUGGAGUUAAAUUAAGUAAAGAUGAAAGUUUUUUACUGGUAGUAGAAACACUAUCUUCGCGUAUUAUUAAGUACUAUUUGAAAGGACCUAAAGCAGGACAACAUGAAAUAUUGCACGAAGGUCUUCCUGGUAUGCCAGAUAACAUACAAGAAGAUAAUAAUGGUGGCUUCCUAAUUAGUCUAUAUACUUAUGUAGAUGAGGAAAAUCCUAAUUUAAUACAAACAUUAAUACCGCAUUCAAAUAUAAGAAAAAUGAUAGUAAGACUUUUAAUGUUGAUAGAAUCUCCGUUUAAAUUAAUACAGGAUGCUUAUCCAAAUUUUUUUGCGGAAAGAAUAGUUCAUGCAAUUGGUUCUUUUGAAACAAUGAAUUUCAUGAUGUCAGAAAUAUCGGUAGUAUUGAAUUUGGAUGCGACAGGAAAACUUGUUGAUGUUGCAUAUGCGACGGACGGAAAGAUAAAAACUACAAGCUCUGCUUUUAUUCACAAAGGAUAUCUAUGGUUUGGAUCACCGCAUAACGAAUUUGUAGCUCGGGUACCCUUAAAACAAGCCUUUCCUCAUUUAGCACAAAUGGAAAAAUUAGUACAUCGUUCAAAUCAACAAGAUACGAAGGAAAUUCCAAAAGCACAUAGUACUACGGUUAAACCACCAAGAACUGUAGAAACUCCUACAGUUAAAACAUCGACGACAACAGCUAAACCUGUAACCAAAACUGCUGAAAAUAUGGAAACUAGAAAAAGUCCUAAAACUUCUACUAAGCAGGAAAAAGUGACUACUUCCAAACCAAGUACAAUGACAGCAGCACCAACUACCACUGUCAAACCAAGUACAACGACAGCAGCACCUACUACCACCGUUAAACCAAGUACAACGACAGCAACACCAACUACCACUGUCAAACCAAGUACAACAGCAGCACCAACUACCACCGUCAAACCAAGUACAACGACAGCAACACCAACUACCACUGUCAAACCAAGAACAAAUUCAGUACCAACUACUACUACUCCUACUACUGUCAAACCAAGUACUGCAUCUCAGACAACUCCAACUCCAAAAGUAACCACAACGACAACCACAACUAAACCUGUUGUAAAACAAAAUGUUGAAACAGCUACAAAAUCAGAAACAGUGAAACCAGUUGCAACGAAACCAAAUAUUCCAGUAGACUCCUCGAAACAAAAUGUAAAAGUUAACAAAGUAACUUCUGAUGUUAAGUCUGAAAAUGUAAAAGAAACAAAAUCAGAAGUAAACAAACAAACAGUUAAAAAUACUCAAUCUGGAGCUCAAAAACAAGUGCAAACACCAGAACUUCGUAGUAAUGAAUCUCCUAAAAUAAUAAAUAAUAAUAAUAAUAAUAAUAAUAAUAAUAAUAAUAACAUUCCAAAAUAG